AUGAUCUCGCUACAGUAUUUUGGAAGUAAUGUCACUUUUUUAAUUGUUAUUGUAAGUUCUUUAAAAAUUUUCAUAGAUUUAGUAUUGUACUAGACAGAAGAGUAUUGUAAGAUACUUUAUACUAAGGUAAGGUAGAGUAGGGUAUGACAAAAUAACGACAUAUUUUUUAGUUUAAUAGUAUAUGGGCCAACGUUGUGAUAAACAACGUGUCAGCUUCAGUAACGGGUAUUCAAGUCGUCAAAGAUUGCAACAAAGAGUGUAAAGAUGAUUGGAUUUGUGUUCGAAUGAUAAAGUAAGUCCUUAAUUUCUUUUUUUUUAAAUAAGUAGACUUGAAAGUGGGUUUCUUAAGCUUGUUUUAACCUGGCCUAAGCAUAUAUAACAGAGACCGGUCCGGUAUAUAUAGACCAGAUCCGAAACCAAGGUUCAGGAGCCCUGCUUAGGUCUUGAAACGAAAGAUUUGAUUUGUUAAAAGAUGCCAAGCCGAGCCAAACAAAGAGCCCUGCCUGGUCUCGUUACAAGCUUAGCGGCAUAUAAAACUAAAAAACGUGUUUUAUUUUAAAAUUUUUAAUUUAAAUUUAAAAAGUAAUAAUUUUAUAAUUUUUUAGCUCACUACCAGUAAAGUGCGAAACCGAAACAAAUAAAGUAAUCAAACGAUCAGUUCUUGCCAAUGGUAUUGAAGAUCAAGAACAAAAAGAAACUGAACAACCUACAAAAACACCACCAGAACUUGAAAAUUCAAACAAUAUAAAACCUAAAUCCAGAAGUCGACGUCAUAAUUUAGAAGCGAGAAAGUUUGUAGAUCAACUGGCUUACCUAGUCAUUAGUUUAUCAAUUGGAUUUAUUGCGUUUUUCUUCUUGUUUGUUAUGCUAUAUCGAUUUGUACGACGUCAUUUUUUCAAGGAUACACAAUAAAUUUUAAAAAAAUUUUUUUUAUAUAAUUUAUAAACCUUUUGCCUGUUAGGCUGCCAUAUAAUACUGCUAUGUCUUAGGCUGAAGCUAAACUUGAGGCUGAGGUUGAAGUUGAAGGUACGGUUGAGAGUAAGGUUGAGGCAGAGGUUGAGGUUGCGAUUGUGGUUGAAAUUGAGGUUGAGAUUAAAAUUGAAGUUGGUGUUAAGAUUGAAUUUGAUGUUGAGUUUGAAGUUGCGGUUAUAGUUGAGGUUGGGGCUGAGGCUAAGGCUGAGGCUGGGGUUGGGACUGGAGCUCUCAGCUAG
Molecule: messenger RNA, 1211 nt
Organism: Bursaphelenchus okinawaensis
Lineage: Eukaryota; Metazoa; Nematoda; Chromadorea; Rhabditida; Aphelenchoididae
Source: the annotation of a GenBank genome assembly